Messenger RNA from Musa acuminata AAA Group (dessert banana), 2757 nucleotides. RefSeq names its product THO complex subunit 5A. The record is from RefSeq and is a predicted model, not a curated record. Gene Ontology annotation, molecular function: mRNA binding. Gene Ontology annotation, cellular component: THO complex part of transcription export complex. Gene Ontology annotation, biological process: positive regulation of DNA-templated transcription, elongation; mRNA export from nucleus. Lineage: Eukaryota; Viridiplantae; Streptophyta; Magnoliopsida; Zingiberales; Musaceae. The transcript is spliced from 9 exons. Bases 120 to 2459 code for a protein of 779 amino acids.
AGUGCUCCCACCCGCAGCUUUAAGCUCCCGUCUCUCUUUCUUCCCGAAGGAAGCCAGAUAGAGAGGCGGAGUGUAGCGACGCCGGCGGCGGAAGAGAGAUCUGACGGGGACUGGAGGAGAUGGAGGUGGACGCCCCGAGGCGGACGGCUCAUGAACUACUAGAGGAGACGCGGACGGCGAUGGAGGAGGUGGUGUCGGGGAUGCUGCUCAUCAAGAAGGAGGGGCGCCCAAAGUCCGAGCUCCGCGAGCUGAUAACCGAAAUGUCCCUCAACUUCAUUGCCUUUCGCCAGGUGAACCGGUCGAUCUUGAUGGAGGAGGAUCGCAUCAAGGCGGAGACGGAGGGCGCGAAGGGGCCGGUAGACACCACCACGCUGCAGCUUCACAACCUCAUGUACGAGAAGAACCACUACCUAAAGGCUAUCAAGGCCUGCAAAGAUUUCCGGUCCAAGUAUCCUGAUAUCGAGCUUGUGGCUGAGGAGGAAUUUUUCAGUAGCGCACCGGAGGAUAUCAAGGGGAAGGUUUUGGCGAAUGAUGGGGCUCAUGAUUUGAUGUUGAAGAGACUCAAUUUUGAAUUAUUUCAGAGAAAAGAGCUUUGCAAGCUUCAUGAGAAACUGGAACAACACAAAGCAAGUCUUCUGGAUACCAUAACCAGCAGAAAGAAGUUUCUGUCAAGUUUACCGUCACAUCUAAAAUCUCUGAAGAAAGCAUCUUUACCAGUGCAGCAGCAAUUAGGGAUUUUGCAUACCAAGAAACUAAAGCAGCACCAUGCAGCAGAGCUUCUUCCACCUCCUCUUUAUAUAGUAUACUCACAACUUUUGGCACAGAAAGAAGCAUUUGGGGAGAAGAUUGAAAUGGAGAUUUUAGGAAGUAUAAAAGAUGCUCAAACUUUUGCCCUCCAACGUAUAAAUAAGGAAAAUGGUAUGUCAUCGAAUCCUGAGAACAACAGGGUGGAGGAUGAUGCACCUGAUGAGGAGGAAGAUGUUCAAAGGAGGCGAAAGAGGCCAAAGAAGAAUGUGAUGAAGGAUAGUGUUGAGCAGGCAGGAGUCUACCAACUUCAUCCACUCAAAAUCAUCCUUCAUAUAUAUGAUGAUGAAGAUUGUCGAGCAAAACCGUCUAGAUUAAUCACUCUGAAGUUUGAAUACUUGGUAAAGUUAAAUGCUGUAUGUGUUGGAGUCGACGAUGCAGAGGAAGGAUCAGAUAGCAGUAUCUUAUGCAACUUAUUUCCUGAUGACACCGGCUUGGAGCUUCCUCAUCAGAUGGCUAAGCUUUAUUCUGGAGAUUCUCUGGCGUUUGGUGAAAGGAGAACUUCACAUCCAUACAAGUGGGCACAACAUCUAGCUGGGAUUGACUUUUUGCCAGAGGUCCCUCCCAUCCAUGCCAAUGGUGAAACUUUGAAUCCUGAACUUGUAAAAGCUUCAGAUGUUACCUCUGGGCUUGCGGUGUACCGCCAUCAGAAUCGUGUUCACACCAUUUUGCAAAGGAUUCGUUCCAGGAAGAAAGCACAGAUGGCUCUUGUGGAGCAGCUUGAUUCCUUGAUGAAGCUCAAGUGGCCCUUGCUAGCUUGUGAAAAUGUUCCAUGGGCCUUGCACACCCCUUUGUGUACCUUGCAAAGUUGGUCACCAGCAGGGCUCAUCCCUGAUUCAUCUUUCUCAGCUGGUAUGGUAGGAGAAGCUACAAAUUUUGUUGAUAUGGAUCUGGACAGAAGAUCUGUCACAUCAUGGGAAGUAGAAAGUGCAAGGGAAGAUGGGGAACUUCCAACUGCAUUACCUGUUGCAACAAUGUCAGUUAAUUCUUCUCUUGGUCUACCUAAUGAAUCAUUUCAGCAUGCUGAACAUUCAAGAAGUCUGGCUUUGAUUUCAAAGAAUGUUACACCUACAAAGAUGGUCAAAACCCGUAGUUUUUCAAAAUAUGAAGACGAAUUGGAACGCAUUUUGGAUAGCGAGAGUGAAUUGGAGGAGCAAGCAUGUGUUGAUCAACUAACUGAAAAUAUGACAUCCAUUGUUUGCAAACCCUGGGAGGACCAUGCCGCAAGAGAAUUUGACCUUGUUCUUAGUAGAACUUGUGGAAAUGAUCGAAUCGUAAAGCUAAACGCCAAGGUCAAGAUAAGCGUGGAAUACCCUCUUAGGCCACCAAUUUUCACUUUGAGCACUGAUUCAGGUCAUUGUAAUUUGUAUAAUGUGCUUCGUGCCAUGGAAGCAGAGGUUAAUCUUCAUAUCCUCAAAAUUCUGCAAUUGGAUCAUGAAAAUUACAUCUUGGCCCACCAAAUCCGGUGCUUGGUGAUGCUGUUCGAUUUUCAUUUUGAUUUGCAUGAUGAGAAAAGAAAGAACACUUCUGUAAUAGAUGUUGGAUUGUGCAAGCCAGUUAGUGGAACUAUACUUGCAAGAUCAGUAAGGGGAAGGGACCGCAGAAAGAUGAUUUCUUGGAAUGGCACUGAUUGCAUCCCAGGGUAUCCUUCCUAAGAUUGCUGAAGUUGAAAGACAAACACGAUAAAAAGCUGAAGGGGAACCGGGACUCUUGCAGAAAUCUUAUAACUACAAGAAGAGAGGGGAAGGGGGCUUAUUAGUUGACAGUAAUUUCGUGGAUCGACUCAAAUGAUCUCCAUUGUGGUAAAUUGAAGUUCACAAGAGAGUUUCCUAACUCUGCAUUUAAAAUUUUGUUGCUGGCUAUGUAAUUUCUUUAUCUCUGAUAAUUUAUGCUUCAUGCUGUGUGGAUGCCCUUCAAUUCUUAUGGCUUGUGAACUUUAUUGGAUGGUUUUAA